AUGCAACGGGCUAUUCUCGGGGACAAUGCGGAACAUGAGCGAGCUAAAGACAACGCGCGGCGUGCGAUCGCUGUAGGACGCCAAGUUUUCGGCUUUCCACGCCAUCCGACUCCAGCCGUAAUUCAAACAAGCGUAAGUGCUGCAGAACUAGGCCGUCUUUUGCCGGAUCGCGAGACUGUGAGCUACACCUUUCAGGCGCAGCAUAUGGUACUACUCCCAAAGAAAUUGACUGAGAGAUUGGUUUUGUUCUUAAAUUCAUUCCAUUUUGGACUAUAGAGCAGGGACAUCCAGAUCCUUAUCUGAUUCUUCACAUCGACUUGUAUGUACUAGAAGGAUAUUUUGUUCUUGACUCAACAUCAGGGCAAUCCAGUUGUGUUGGUAAAGACGUUGUUUGCAGCAGUAGGGCGGGACGCCCGGGAAGCUGGGUGGCACCCGGGAGGGGCGCUUGAAUCUCACCUGCCGCCAGAGAGUCGCAUUAGCGGUCUACGAGAUGGAUCGUCGCCGAUGCAGACCUAUUACACCUCUGGCGUGAAGGCGACCCUGCUUGACGCCCCUUGGAACUGGGCACGAGAUGAAAUCGCGCUUGGACGACCCAACGAUGAGGUGCUGCAGCUCAGAGCUGUUGUUCGUUUUCCCCUAGUAGUUUGCAUAUCAUUUCCUCUUACACCUAGUUUGCCAUCACGAUCUUCUUCUUCACAUCCAGAAUAAGACAUCUUCAUCUUUAUCUUAGCCAAUAGAUGUAACACAGGAGUAGACCUCCACUGAAACACUGGUAAUCGUGAAGAUAAAUAAGCAGUCUUCGAUUUUUUUGGUUUUACUGAGUCAAUAGAUUCGGGGGGUUCGUUCCGCAAAAUUACUUCCAAUCGACCUCAAAAAUCAGGAUCACAAUAAUAGGGAAGACGAUCCAAACGAGUAUUUUGCUGCGCCGUUGAAGCGUUGGGGGUUCGUGCCGGUGUUGAAGGAGUACUCACCGGAUGCCCAAGUGUACACCGAUGCUCCCACGCAGGUGCUGUGGAGUAGCAAAGACGAAACCAUGUCUGAACCUUGCGCUAAAUUGUCAGGAAAAGCCGACUCGGAGGCGCCUGCUGCAAGUGGUUCGGCAAAUGAUGCAAAACCUAUCCUGGCACGCCAAGCACGACUCCGGUUAGCUUGUUCGGAGGAGGUCGUAGGCAGGGUUACUACAUCUACUGAGGGCAAAGCCUUCUCUACGGAGAUGGACACUACAUCUCAAGAGAAGGGUGAGGUCAAGAUUCAGGCGAAAAGUGGCACGACGGAAACUUCUGAAGAGAAGGAGGAGACCGCUUGUUAUCAGGCAAAUGAUACAAACAGUCCUGUGUCAGGUCAAAAACAACAUCAGCGCAAGGUCUUUUUUGUAACGGGAGCAACUGGAGGAGGCUUAGAGCAAGCGAUCACGGAAUUGCUACUCGAGGAUGAGCGCAACGUCGUCUAUGCCGGUGUGCGGAGUAGCGAGAAGCUGUCUAAAACAUUCUCGAAUCUAGUAAAUGAAGAUCGGGUGACCAUGACCAAGCAUAUCGAUGACAACGACGAUGAAGAGGAGGAUUGGAAGACAAAGGGACGCGCAAGUAAUGUGGAUGAAGACAGCAGAAGGAGCCCUCGUCUGCGCUUUGUGAAACUCGACUUGACAGGAUCUGACGACGAAAUUUUCGAAGCAAUUCAGCUUGUGGAGGAGGCGGAACGAACGGAAGCAAGGAGCCAUGGCAGAGACCCGGAUAUGGAUGAUGUUUUUUCUCCCAGCUUUAACAGAUGACCAUGCUGAUCGUGGCUGACCCUUUUCCAUUUGAAUGUGUAUUGGUCAAAGGGGGAGAAAAGACACCAUUUAUACAGGAGAUGGCCGGAAUCGAUGUGCUGAUUUCUGCUGCUGGCAUAGGUCGUAACUGGCCGCUGGAGUGUGAGACGACGGAAACGAUUGCGGAAUGCCUGCGCAUCAACCUCUCAGCGCCAAUCACGUUGAAUCAAGCUGUUUUGGCGAGCAUGAAGAGACGUAGCGUGUUGCUGAAGAAGAGACAGAGCAGUGUGAUAAACAAAGACACGGAGAUGCUGAGCACAAGUUGCUCGCCAAGCCAUUUUGAGGGAACGGAACAGCAACAAGAUGAACAUGAAGUAGCAUCUUCUGGUGCUCAGGCGUCAGCUCUUCCUCAAGUGGAGCAAACAGCAGCCUUACCAUCGACAAGUCUGCUUCGUCGAAAAAAUGAAGAGCAAAGCACAAGCAGUACCAUGACGCGGCAAAUAACAUGUGCCAAAAAUGGCGUGCAGAGCUAUGAGUCCUGUUGUGAGAGCGUGCAAGAACGCGACAGGUUUCACAUCAUCAACGUUUCAUCCAUCAAUGGUCUCGUCGUGGAUACAAUGACAGAAAUUUACGCCGCAGCAAAAUUUGGCCUAGUAGGCUUUUCUGCGUCCCUGCGAAAAACGUUGGAACUAGGGUAUGCGGACGGCCCGAAGCCGAUUUAUAUCACAACAGUGUGCCCAGGGCCCAUGGACACUCCUGCUCUCUGGGAGUCAGCACAAACGAUCACCGAGUACGAACAGCAGAGGAGAACUUUAAAUGCCGAUGGCAACAGAGAGUUAAGCUAUAAUCAACCGUCAACUUGUAAGUGCGACUUCGCCACUCCAAUUUUGAUUUUUCGUUUCGAUCUCGUACCUAGAUUGUUCUUUUCUCUCUGCUGGAUGAGUCAUCAUGAUCCGCGACGCUGGACUUUUGACCAUAUAACUGCGCUAAUUUUUUCGCACAUCCAAGAAGUCGACGACAUCACGAAGGCCCUGAUCGCAGAGAAGGAACCGCUUUUCAAAAUGUUGAAAGAACAAAAACUUGCUGUCCCACCACGUUAUGCGGCUGAAGAGCUAGUGCGGAAAGCUGUCAACGCGGAGGAUCCACCUGUCAUCUUGCCAAUGACAUUCGGCUUUCUAGAGGAGGACCUGGCAGCACGCUACUCCCCAGGAUUUUUGCAAAGAGGGAAUAAAAAGUAA
Molecule: messenger RNA, 2985 nt
Organism: Amoebophrya sp. A25
Lineage: Eukaryota; Dinophyceae; Syndiniales; Amoebophryaceae
Source: the annotation of a GenBank genome assembly